GACAUCACCCAGUCAGUCACACACACACACACACAGUCGGACAGCCGCGCGCUCAGAGGAACUAGUUGUUGGUACAGCGCGAGAGCGCGGCGCAGCACUUCAUUACAUCCACAGAUCACCAGCUGGGGGGAAAUAUUCACCUGUGCGCCGUCAGGACGAAGUCACACAAGGAUUUUCAUUCAUUUUAAACCGACUCCGUUUUAAAGGCGCAGUGGGGGACGCAAAGAAGAAUCUUAGUCGGACCCCUGGUCUUCUCCUGUAGGGGCACAAGUUUUUUUUUCGACUUGAGCGAGUGAGAUUUGCCACAGAAACUAACCCGCUUCCGAAGGCGCUAUUUCGAUUUAACACUUACUUCGCAGAGACCGACUGCCUGGUUUCAGCAAAGAGGACUGUAAUCAACCAUGGCGAGACAUGACGCCCGAAAUUUUCAUGAACGCUCAAAAAUGAUCGGACUGCUCUGCCUGACUGCGUCGAUACUUCUUCAGUACGGAGCGUCGGGUCAGCGGGUGAAGGUGGAGCCGGAGGUGUUAUCAUAUCCUGGCCAGACAGUCAACCUGCGCUGUGCCUUCACCGAUGCCACUGGAAUUCAGCUCACAAUGGUCACGUGGAUCUACGAGCCGAAGGAAGGAGAAAGGAUCAACAUCGCCGUGUUUCACCCCAACUUUCAGCCCAACUACCCCGACUCGCCCAUGAAGGGGAGAGUCAGCUUCACACCCAGUCCCCCAAACCUGUCCAGUCCCUCCAUCCAGAUAAGUGAUGUUAGGAUGACUGAUGAGGGGAAGUACAUCUGCGAGUAUGCUACAUACCCGAGUGGCAACGAGCAAGGCAUCACGUACCUGGUCAUGCUGGCUAAGCCUCAGAACUCGGCCUCCAUCGUAACAGUGGAAGCAGGCACUAAGCCAGUCGUCGUGGCACGCUGCGAGUCGGCGGAUGGCCGCCCUGCUGCCCAGAUCUCCUGGGUGACCACAGCAAAUGGCAAUGCCACAACAGUGUCUAAAUUGGGUACAGACAACACUGUGACCGUUAGCAGCGAGUACCGCAUGGUCCCCACGGCAGCUGACAACGGGAAAGACAUCAGCUGCGUGGUGACGCACAGGACCCAAGUCAAGCCGGAAAGCUUCCCACUGAAGCUAGCAGUUCAGUACGCCCCUCAGGUGACAAUAGUAGGUUAUGACAAUAAUUGGUACUUGGGUCGUACAAAUGUGGUGCUCACCUGUCAGGCUACCGGAAACCCUGUCCCGCUCUCCGUCCAGUGGAAGACUAUGUCAGGAGAGUUGCCAACCACAGUGCUGAUUACAGGCAAUGAGCUGAAGGUACUGAAGGUGGAUGACACUGUCAACACCACUUUUGUCUGUGAGGUCACGAAUCGCAUUGGGACCGGCAGGGACCAAGUCACAGCUAUGGUCAGAGAGCCCUCAGUGAUCCCAUCCAAUGCCGGCGUGGUGGCAGGAGCUGUGAUUGCCUCCCUGCUGGCCCUCCUUUUGGUCGCCGCUCUCACCGCAGUGCUUGUCACCCGUAGCCGCAGGCAACAGCAGGGUUACCGUGCCAAUGGCGGCAGUGACAUGAAGACGCGCAUAUUUGGCGGCGGCAAGAAGGCAAGCAAGAACGGCACGGGUGGAGGCACGGGCAGCGGUGGAGUGGGGGGCAACAACAAUGGUCCCAUCUACGUUUACAACGAGAGCUCAUCCCACCAGGGCCUCGGAGAGAAAAACAACCACCAUCAGCCGCUCACCAUGGGGGGCCGGCCUGAAGUUGUCACCACUACACCCACCGCCCAAGAUAUCCUGCUAAGCAGUGAAUUAGACGACGCAGAAAGGAGGAAGUUUGAUGAGCUGGAGGAGGAGGAGAGGUAUGACCACUUCGGCGGAGGGGCCCCCAUCCUACAGCUUCGCCCUCCGCAUGACCAGGACGAUAUCAUUGGCGAUUACCUGGAUGAUGACAUGGAGUCACAGCGAGAUGGCUCCGUCAUCUCACGGACUGCUGUCUACGUAUAGAGGAGGAGGAGUGGAGAGGAGGAGGAGUGGAGAGGAGGAGGAGGAGGAAGAGGAGGAUGAGAAAGAGGAGGGAUGGAGGAUCCCUCCCGAGGAUUUUGUGGCUCCAGGGUCUCGUCCCUGUCUGAUACAGAAGAGAAAAUAAUACCACUUUUAUUUUUGACAAAUGAUUUUAAAUAUAGCCUAUUAUUAAUCACAGUGCAGCCCCAGAAUGGACUGAAUGAACUGGAGGGUGUGGGUAUUCUGAAAGGAGCAUUGCUGUUGUCUGGUCCCUAAGAACUGAAAAUCAAACAGAGAAAAGAAACAACCUGUCUCCCGCUGCUUCUGUUCGUGCUAUCGCUAUCACUGGGACCUUGACAAGGACUCUUGACAGACAGAAUAAAAGAGAGAAACUAUGUAGUGUGGAAAUAGAAUCAUGGAAUCAUGACACAAGCUAGGCUACAGAGAAGGCAACUCACUUGCAUAUUCACUCUUAUCUUCACCAAAACAGUAGAAAUGGAUGGGUUUGUCGAGCAGUUAUGUGUUGCCUUCUAUUCUCAGUCCUCCUGUGGGGAACUUUUUGUGUUGGUAAUGCGUUGUGUGGUGACAGCUGGUGGUUAGUUAGUAGCUAGUGAAGGGUUGGAGGAGGAAAAGGUUUGAAGGUGUAGACAGUAACCAUCAGGCAGUUUAGGAAAGAGAACAAUGUGUUUGCUCAUGUCUGCUGGCGAGUUUUCAUUUCUUCUCUCUCUGCCUUCCUAUCAGACUUAAAAAAAAAAAAGAAAAAAAAAACUAUCUGCAAACUAUCAACAAUUGAGGACUUUCUUGUAUUUACACAAUUUCAAAGGAUAUUAUGUUCUGUGCAAAUACCAGAGCAGCUGAAUUUAAAGUAUGCUCGCGGAGUGUUUGAUUUUAAGUUCUUAAAAAGUAUUUACAUGCAAACUUUUGUUCUGUGCUUGGAGGUAAGAGACGGUAAACAAGAGAUGAGGGAAUGAGGUGUAGCCGAUCUGACAGGGUCAAGGGAUGGAGAGAGGGAUGCAGGAGGACUGGAGAGAAGCACGUCUCUUCUUUUCUUUUCCUCCUCAUCCCCGUCUCUUCAGAGCGCUCCUGACAGGAGGAGCUUGAUUGGUAAUGAGCCGUGAAGUCGCUCGCUUAGCCGAGACCAACAGAUUGCCACCACUUAUCGUUUAUGACGUGGCAACCCCUCACCCACACCCGCCCACCUCUAUCUCUCCAUCAGCCCUCCGUCUUCCCCAUCCCUCUCUCUCUCUCUCUCUCUCUUCAUCCUUCGCUCCCGGAGUUUAUGGGGAGUUUAUGAUUUAUCCGGGGCAGUGUCGAGGUCAGGGCCACGGAGAGCAGGGGAGUAUUUUACUGCUCCUGAUGUGUCAAACGCCCCACUUACUCUAUUCCAGCCCGGCCUGCUCUGACAUGCCAGGACUGACUAAUCCACCUGGCGUGGCCACCUUCACUCCACAGCUUGGACACUACAGCCUCCUCCCAUGCUUUAGUAAAUGGCCGGAUGUAACAGAAACCCACCUCCAAAGUACGUCCGUGUCAGGUUAGAUGGAUUUUCAAUAAGAUCAUAUAAUGUUUCUUCCUAUUAGCGGAUGCUGUUAAAUGUAGUGAAUUGAUCGGGAAACAUAAAAGGUUGUGUCCACAGCGAAGCUCUGCGAGUCAUAUUGACUAACAGGCAACAAGCGGUGAAAUGGCCCUUUUAUGAUGCAGCUUCAGGGAUGAUUAUUUCCCGAAUGUUAAUUUAUUCUUCUAAUCAGCCACCGGAGGCCCACUCAGGCAAAUGUUACUCGUGGCUACUGUACACUGUUGUCUUUGAGGCUCGGUGUACGUAUGUUUUAAUGCGUCACUGUAUCUGUGUAGCCACUGGAUGACUGUGAUGGACAAUCUUGGAGAGAAGCUCUGCUCAAGCUCCUUUAAUCAUGCUUUUUCCUGGCCCUCUAAUGAACUCCCCUGUGACCCGCUAAGAUUCUGGUGAGUGCGGCUCUCGAUGACUGUACUGACCUCCGUAAAGCCCAGCCAAGAUCUGGGUUGCAGUUCGCUGCAGGUCAUGAGGUCAAAUGCAGGGUGACCCAUCGCCAAGGGCAAGGAUGGCUACACUUAUUCACAUUUCUUAUCAUAGCCGCUUUUAACCUUGAACUAUAGAUGUGAGGAACACUUGCAUACAGUCCGUGUAUCUACAUGCGGUGAUCCUCGUUUGCCAUAUUGAUGUCACACUGAAGGGAGGUGGAGAGAGAACAGGAGAAAGACACAGGAGGCAGAUGACAAAAACUGAGACGGCUUUCAGUGUUUGAGCACCGUCUAGCAUAUUGUAAGCCAGUGUGUUCAAUAGGAUUAUUGUCUAAUGGCCUUAGUUUAUACAUAAAAUGCAGCUUAUGUCAACCUAGGCUACAGUAAAUUUACUGAACAUAGUUGAUCUGUCAUGACCACUCAGAAUAAAAAUGUAUUACUUAUUUUUGCACUUGUGUGUGUCACUGCAACAAAGAGAAAUAUGGUUGUAAUACAUCUGGGUCUUUGGGGGGAAAAAAGGCGAUAAGGGACAAAACUGUUGUAUGUACAUUUUGGUGUGAGGUGUCUGUGUAGUAUAUAUGUAAGCAUCUUUAUUUUUCUUGUGAAAAUGUGGAUAUUUAUGAAAAUGUAAAUAUCAGAUUGAUGGAGCCAGUGUUGCCAGUGUCGUGGAAGCCAAGAGGAAGAAGUUGUGGGUUGGCUAAGCCUAAAGUUCAAAUGUCUCAGAGGGCAUUUAGAAUGUAAUUUUUAAUCUAUUGAAUACCUUGGUGGUCUGGGAGUUGAGAUAUACUCAACUGCAUUGAGCUGAGUUAACCUCAUGCCUAAGAACUGAUUUUUAUUGUGAGGAAAAAAAUUAUAUAUGCUUAUAUAAUUUUUUUUUUUUGUUGAAGUUAGCAUUGCCUACAUUUCCACAUAAUAAGCACACAACAUUUUUUGCACAAUUGGCUUCUCCUUCUCUUUGACAGACACCCUGCACAAUGCAAAAAUACCCACAGUACUCAUAAUUUAUCAGGUAGACUGUAACCACACAAGCGUGUUGUGUCUGACUCAGCUGUGUGUGUGUGUGUGUGAGAUAGAGAGAAAGUUUGUGUGUGUAUAGUUGAGUGUUGUGUGUUUUUGUGAUGCUUGUGGGCAUUUAGACCUCUCUCACUGCCAUUGGGGCUGUAACCUGAGUAGCCACCUUUUGUCACCAUGGAAAACUAGCAAACUGAAGAUAUUAUUGUGCAUUUCGAUGAAACACACACACACACAUGCACUGUACAUAUACAAACGCCGAAUGCAGAGAAACAUUCGCCCACACACAAACACGCCUCAGUCACUCUCAUUAUGCUCACUCCCACAACCAAACUGUGCAGAAGACACCUCAUACCUGACAACUCUGCCAUCUCCUGACAUAAGCCCACACAAAUGCACUCGGAUAGCUGCACACACACACAUACACACAUACAAAAACACUUCUUUAUCCUCUUCUUGCUCAGUGGCUCUGUCGGACCAUAUACCUUGUCCUGUUACUGUGGAAAGAUCCGCAGCAUGAUGUGUCCCCUGCUCCACUGCUUUCUAUUCCCCAAAUAGUUCAACCCCUUCCCGAAUCAAUGACCAUGUAGAACAACUGCACAUUCAGGGACACACACCUUUCACCCAGUGUCAGAGAAACAGGCUUUUUAGGAAACUGUUUGUCCAUUCCACUUUUGUUCUACACUGACACCGACCUCCUCCACCUCCCAGAUUCAGACGAAUGCUUUUAGAAAGUCAUAACUUCCUGCUCAUUUCCAAAAUGUUGUUUUGACUUCUCCUACUUCACCCACCUCCACCACCGCCUCCACAGACACACCAUUUCCACCCAUCUCUGCGUCCAAGUAAGGCUUGUCAGACAAAAUCCUUUCAGAGAAUAUCUACGAUCCUGGCCUGGGUCUAGCACAAAGUUAGACAGUCCAAAGACCUAAUAUUUUCCUUUCAAGAAGCCACAUACUGUUGCUGUUUCUUUGACUCCGAUCAUCUGAUGACUAAUCAAAGCCUUAACAUCUCCCAUCUCACUCGCAUAAAAGAAAAAAAAAACAAAAACCUUCGUGUGUACAUAGUAUAAAUAUAUAAAUAUGUAGCAGAGAAAAGGAAUUACUAAUUUAUGGUGUCACGUUUGUGUAUUUCUCAGUGACAGCAAGCAUGAAGGAUUUAUUUUCUCCUAUUACAGUUUCUCCUCUUUUCUGUUAUUUUGCAGUGCUUUAUAAUUUAUGUUUUCUGAGUGCUUUAUUCUUGACUGCUGCGCUGUGAUUGCUGCCAAAAACUGGCAAAUGUGCUUCUUCUAUACAAAUGAACUGUACACACAACAAAACAGUCUUAUCCCAAAAUGUGCUUUUUAUUAUUGACUGUUCUGUGUAAGAAAAAAUCCAACAACAACAAUAUUUUAUUCUUUUUGUAUUGUUUUAAUUUUGAAUUUAUUUUGGUCUUUGAAGAAAAAGAAAACUUAAAUAGAAUUGUUGUCACCA
Messenger RNA from Scatophagus argus, 6469 nucleotides. Its product is annotated as nectin-2. Bases 402 to 1994 code for a protein of 530 amino acids. The transcript has 7 exons. NCBI's taxonomy places the organism in Eukaryota, Metazoa, Chordata, Actinopteri, Scatophagidae. The record is from RefSeq and is a predicted model, not a curated record.